This is a messenger RNA of Pangasianodon hypophthalmus (striped catfish), 2580 nucleotides long. RefSeq names its product programmed cell death 4b (gene pdcd4b). The record is from RefSeq and is a predicted model, not a curated record. Bases 408 to 1820 code for a protein of 470 amino acids. Gene Ontology annotation, biological process: negative regulation of DNA-templated transcription. Lineage: Eukaryota; Metazoa; Chordata; Actinopteri; Siluriformes; Pangasiidae. The transcript is spliced from 12 exons. Gene Ontology annotation, cellular component: cytosol; nucleus.
GUUUGCCUAGAAAACAACUGUAUCCGAUUGUUAAAUGGAGCUGACGCAGGUUUGUUUGUGGUUGUAUCCCAAAUGCCUGCGUUCUCGCUUCCUAGGCGGACUGCGUAGGCUGCGACGUAAUGACGUACACGCUGUGCUUAGUGCACUCGGUGUUGUAGUGGGUGUUGGUUUGGGACGCGGGCUUAAUGUGGUCUCCUGCAGCUUGUGUAUACAUAACAAACCCGUCCGUUCCAGGGAAACAUAAGCGACGUUGCAGAUUAUAAGCACUAAAUUAGCUUCUAAAGUGAAAUAACAGGUUUAUUUUUUAUUUUAUGUGGAUGUUUAACCUGAACUAUAAUCUCAGAGCAUCAUUUUGAAGAAGGGUUUUGUAAAUUGAACUAUUUUUGCUUGCACCUCGUUUUGAAGUCAUGGCAGCUGAUUGUGAGGCAUGGCUCAACGCCAAUCCCGUCGAAGCGGAAGAUCUGAGCGACUCGUAUCAGUCGGACAGUGAGGCGAAAGGCCUCGGUUCCAGAGCCAACGACGAGAUCAACGGAAACUGGGUUCCCGCGCCGGUGGGAACCGUGCACGAGGCCCGGCUCAAGGCCAAGGCCAAGCGGCGCCUCCGCAAGAACUCGUCCCGAGACUCGGGCCGGGGAGACUCGCUGAGCGAGAACGGAGACGCCUCCCGCUCCACCGCGCCCCCCGCCAGCCCCAAAGGCAAAGUGCUGGACCGCCGAUCACGCCUGGGAAAAGGGCGGGGCCUGCCAAAGAAAGGUGGCGCUGGUGGUAAGGGGGUGUGGGGAACGCCGGGAGAGGUGUACGAUGAGGAAGAAGUUGACGUCCGAGACCCCAAUUACGACGAAGAUCAGGAGAACUGUGUGUACGAGACGGUGGUGCUGCCGCUGGACGAAGACGACUUCACUCGCACCGUCACGCCCAUCGUCCAGGAGUACUUUGAGCACGGAGACGCCAACGAAGUAGCGGAGUUACUAGGCGAGUUAAAUCUGGGCUCCAUGCGCAGUGACGUCCCGCUCCUGGCCGUAUCGCUGGCGUUGGAGGCCAAGGCGAGUCAGAGAGAGCUCACGUCCCUCCUGCUGUCGCGUCUGUGUGGCCGAGUCCUCAGCCGCUCCGACAUCGAAGCGUCCUUCCACAAGCUGCUGAAAGAGCUGCCUGACCUGGUGCUGGACACGCCCACAGCGCCACAGCUGGUUGGUCAGUUCAUUGCCAGAGCGGUAGCAGAUCAGAUUCUCUCCGAGAGCUACAUCGAUGGCUAUAAAGGAAGAGUGGACUGCGAGCAUGCCAGGGCUGCUCUGGACCGCGCCGCCGUACUGCUAAAGAUGAGCAAGGAGGCAGGACUUAAGAUCGAUAACCUCUGGGGCUCAGGGGGAGGCCAGAGACCUGUCAAUCAACUCAUCAAAGAGGUGAACCUGCUGCUGAAGGAGUACGUGCUCUCGGGUGACACGGCGGAGGCGGAGCGGUGUUUGAGGGAGCUCGAGGUGCCGCACUUCCAUCAUGAGUUUGUCUACGAGGCGAUAGUCAUGGUUUUGGAAUCCAAAGGAGACACGACACUCCAAAUGAUCCUGAAGCUGCUGAAAUCUCUCUUUGACUCUUCAGUCAUCACUCUGGACCAAAUGAGAAGGGGUUACGAGAGAGUGUACGUGGAUAUUGCUGAUAUUAAUAUCGACGUGCCGUGUGCGUACUCUCUGCUGGAGCACUUUGUGGACAAGAGCUUUAGUGCUGGAGUCAUCGACAAAAAACUCAGAGACCUGUGUCCAUGUCGAGGAAGGAAGAGGUUCGUCAGUGAAGGAGAUGGCGGACUUCUCAAACUGGAAACCUACUGAGUCCACCACUUCCCGUGUCCACCUUGUCUGCUGCGUUUGAGGAAACUAGCGCUACUCGUCUAAAAACUGCAUACGUGUGUGUAUCCUACAGGUUUAGGUGUAUAUAUAAUCUCCUCCUGACAAGAACGUAGAGCUUACGCAAAGGAACAAGGCUAUGGAAUAACCCAAACACACACACGCGCGCACACCUUUGAGGUGACUAGAUAAGCUAAAACCCUGACAAAGUGCCACACUUUGAAAUGACUGAGUCAUUCCAGGUUUUGUAAUUCAGUUCACUGCCACUCAGCAUAUUUAACUGAAUAUCCAGUUAGCUGGAUAACUUGAGCCAGAUGUCAUUUAACCUGUCUUAAUUUAUCCAGCCUGUAUCAUUUGUUUGCUUUGCAAAUUCCACUUUGUGAACUGUCUCUACUCAGUGUUUAUAGAGUCAGUAGGUUUGUGUUUGUGAUACUUUCAUGUUGGUUUGAAGCUUUUUUUUCUUUCUCUCUCUUUUUGUUUUGUUUUGUUUCCCUCUCCAAUCUGCCUGAACUUUUUCACGUGUCUUUGUUUCCCCGCUCGGUCUAACAAAGACUUCGAUACUGGAUGCAAGUGACGACAAAAUGGCAAUACAGAGAAAUGUGAACCAAUCGGGAUUAUUUCACACAAACGUUGUCGAAAAACAUUAUUUUUGUAUUUUCCAAACACUGACGUGGGCAUAUUUACCAAAUGUUCUCGCUCUUUGUUGAAAAUGGUUAAGAAAUAAAUAAAGGUUAAAGUAAUGGUU